AUGCAAGGGCAGACGUCGGCCAAGGUGAAGGGGUUGCCGCUUCACCUGAGUUCUGCUGCCCUACACGAGCUGUGCAGCCACUAUGGCGCCCUCCGCAUUCGUCCCCUCUCCGGCCCGAUGGGGACGGUGGUGGUGGAGUUUCCAUCAGAGGACGCUGCCAUGCGCGGGGUGGCGGCCCUCAGCGGGCUGCGUCUAUGGGAUCGGACGCUCACCGCCACCCUGCUGCCCGCCAAUGCAGCGACCGCUACUACUGAUACCCCAACGCCCAUGCCAAGCCGAGACCCUGCUUCGGCCUUGGGCAAGCGACCGCUUUUGGCGGACGCCUUGCAUGAGGCUCAGCUCAAUGGGGCGACCAGCUCUUCGGCCUCGGCAAACGCAAACUCAGAACUGGGACCCGAGUACCUCUAUCCACCGCUCGACGUCGACAUCGUGGCCAACAUUGUAAGGGCGCUCGCCGAGGUGCCACACUCCACCUGCCCGCCCCGUUUGGGCCGCAGAAGCACACCACCGCCAGCACCCGAGCAAGGGGCCCGCAGCCGAAGCGGCGCAAAAAGGCCCUCACCGCACCCGACGACGAUCUCUCGACCGACGAAUCCGAGCUUGAGUCCGACGCAGAGGUCUGCCGCAGGCCUUACCGCUGUACUUUGCCCAGCCCAUCAGGUGCCAGACCUCCGACGCACAACUGGCCAUCGACCUCCAGCUCUCGCUCACACACGACAAGCUGUCGCUGGACAAGAUUGUCGAGUCCUUUUAUCCCUGUCUCACAGCGGAGGCAGGGCAGACCGUCAGCGAGAAGCCCGGCGGGCUGCUCACCCUCAUGACUCCGCCCGUUCAAGGCCCGACUUCCGCUCCGCAGGCCCGACCACGAUUCGUUGCACGGCAGACUCCUGGCGACUGUUCUCGACGCUCGACAAGCGGCUUCACAACCUGCGAUCUUCGGCCAAGGGGCUUGGACCCAACAACAAGAAGGAAGAAGGAAGAAGAAGGAGAGCGACAACACAACACAGAUGGACGCGUCAACACAACAAGAGCCAAGGCAAAAUGGUUGGCGCUGAGCGUAGGGCUCACGCUGGGCGUCCUCUUCAUCUGCUCCGAUUUUUCUUCUUGCGGGACUACUCCCGCACCUGCGGCAGAGAAGAAGAAGAAGAGUUCAGCUCCUUCGCUCGCUCCCUCACCGCCGCCACCGCGGGCCAAAGGCGGGUGGUGCACGCCUCGGCCGCCUAUCCGCUCGACCAGGCCCGCACCUCUUCGUGCCGGUUGGACCCGGCCCUUCGCCAGGGACUGCGGGCGUCGUACGCCAAGUACGCGAGGGAGCUGAGGGCCUCGCCCCACUACGACCUGUGGCUCCUCUAUGACAUCGGCACCGAGGCACCACCAAACCUAACGGCCGACAAUGAGGUGCUGGCCGAGUACUACGAGCUGCAGCGGGAGUACCCCGGGCUGGGCCUGUUCCUCUACAACGCCAGCGACGUCAAGGCGCUCCUCCCGACCGCGGCCUACAUCCAGAAGGACGCGACGCCCAACUUUUGGUUCCACGACGCGUCGCUCUUCCUCUGGGAGAGUGAGCUGUACAUUUGGACAGUCGAGCACGAUGCCAUCUACUUUGGCGACGUGUCUAUGUUCCUCGAUGAGCACAACACCAACACUGCAGACUACAUUGCCGACUAUUCCCCGCUGAGGCCAGAUUGGUAUCACUGGAAGCAAAGCACGUGGCGGCCGCCCUACGACAAGGCCGUCUUCAAGAAGCAGCACGUCGAGCGCCACUCGACCGCGCUGCUGCGCUACCUGUACAGCAUCACGCUGCUCGACGUGG
Molecule: messenger RNA, 1813 nt
Organism: Acanthamoeba castellanii str. Neff
Lineage: Eukaryota; Discosea; Longamoebia; Acanthamoebidae
Exons: 14
Molecular function (GO): RNA binding
Source: RefSeq, a predicted model, not a curated record